Messenger RNA from Leptonychotes weddellii (Weddell seal), 2181 nucleotides. The record is from RefSeq and is a predicted model, not a curated record. Lineage: Eukaryota; Metazoa; Chordata; Mammalia; Carnivora; Phocidae.
AUGGCGGGGCUGUGCCUCAUGAUCACGCAGCUCAAUGCACCACAGCGCCAUGGCGGGCACCCCAUGGGGCAUCCCAUGGCGGGCACCCCAGAGGCACUGCCCUGCAAUGAGGCCACACGGGACCUGCACGAGUGGGACGGCUCCCAUCUCCGAGGAGCAGUGUUUCAGCAGUCUGCUGAGACCUACGCCAAAAGGUUCGCCUACAAGGCAGCUGAGCCCAGUGUGUCGGAGACCUGUGAUGCUGUGUUUGUGUCUGGCAAGGAAAGCCGGGGCGCCCGUGGGGUGCGGGUGGACUUCUGGUGGCGCCGGCUGAGGACCUCGCUGCGACUGACAGUGUGGGCCCCGCUGCUGCCCCUGCGCAUUGAGCUGACCGACACCACCCUGGAGCAGGUCCGAGGCUGGAGGGUCCCCGGCCCAGCUGAAGGCGUGCUGGAACCCGAGGCUGCUGCGGUGGCGGAGGAGGCCGAACGGCGCGCCCGGGGCUGCCGCCUGCAGUACCAGCGGGCCGGCGUGCGCUUCCUUGUCCCCUUCGCGGCCCACCCGCUGGACGGUGGCCGCCGCCUCACCCACCUGCUCGGCCCCGACUGGCUGCUGGACGUGUCCCACCUUGUGGCGCCGCACGCACGCGUGCAGGACCCGCGCGUAGCCUCGCUGGAGGGCGGCCGCAUCCUGGUGGGCCGGGAGCCCGGCGUCACCUCCAUUGAGGUGCGUUCCCCACUGUCUGACUCCAUUCUCGGGGAGCAGGCAUUGGCUGUGACGGAUGACAAGGUCUCGGUGCUGGAGCUGCGGGUGCAGCCGGUGAUGGGCAUCUCACUGGCCCUGAGCCGGGGCACUGCUCACCCCGGGGAGGUCACAGCCACAUGCUGGGCACAGUCAGCCUUUCCCGCCCCAAAGCAGGAGGUGGCCCUCUCCCUCUGGCUGUCCUUCUCUGACCACACCCUGGCCCCCGCUGAGCUCUACGACCACCAUGACCUGGGACUAUCUGUCUCAGCCGAGGAGCCCGGUGCCGUCCUGCCAGCCGAGGAGCGGGGUGCCCAGCUCGGGGUGGUGGUGAGUGGGGCAGGUGCCGAGGGGCUGCCCCUGCAUGUGGCUCUGCACCCGCCUGAGCCCUGCCGCCGGGGCCGCCACCGUGUGCCCCUGGCCUCUGGCACCGCCUGGCUAGGGCUGCCCCCUGCUCCCACCCCAGCCCCUGCCCUCCCAUCCAGCCCUGCCCGGAGCUCACUGGCCACCGAGGCCAGCAUGGGUGGUAAACGAUGGGAGGCAGGUGGUGUUGGGGGCAGCGGGGGUGUGAGGGGCAAGUUUGAGCGGGCAGAGGAGGAGGCUGGGAAGGGGGCAGAGGCUGGAGAGGAGGAGGAGGAGGAAGAAGAGGAGGAGAUGGUCCCCGCCCCACAGCGGGUCACCGACCUAGAGCUGGGCAUGUAUGCUCUGCUGGGCAUCUUCUGUCUGGCCAUCCUCAUCUUCCUGGUCAAUGGUGUGGUCUUCGUGCUGCGCUACCAGCGCAAGGAGCCUCCCGACAGUGCCACCAACCCUGCCUCCCCCCAGCCCCACAACUGGGUCUGGCUGGGCACUGACCAGGAGGAACUGAGCCGCCAGCUGGACCGGCAGUCCCCCGGCCUGCCCAAGGGGGAGGGGGGCUGCCCCUGCGAGACUGGGGGCGGAGGGGAGGCCUUGCCCGUGGCCCAGGCACCUGCUGGGGGCACCACCAGCUCCUCGAGCACCCUGGCCCGGAAGGAAGCCGGGGGGCGGCGGAAGCGGGUAGAGUUUGUGACGUUUGCGCCAGCCCCCCCAGCCCAGCUGUCUGAGGAGCCCGUAGGGGCCCCUGCCGUGCAGUCCAUCCUGGUGGCGGGUGAGGAGGACAUCCGCUGGGUAUGUGAGGACAUGGGACUGAAGGACCCCGAGGAGCUACGCAGUUACAUGGAGAGGAUCCGGGGCAGCUCCUGACCCUCCCCAGCCCGCCUGGCCCGGCACUGUCGGCCGCCAGCCCGGGCAGCUUCCUGCUCACCCUCUGGUGCUUGCGAUCCAAGUCCCCUGCCUGGCUUCUCAAAAGGAUGCCCACCCAGGCCCCCUCUGCCCUGCCCGCCCCCGUCAUGGACCAUGCUCGUGAGGAAGGGCUUACGCCCCUUAUUUAUGAGAACCAUUUCAUCCUAAUGUUGGAUACAGAAUAAACUCAAGGAACCCCCA